AACCCAGCCCUAAAAAUGGUUUCAGUUAUUGUGAUGAUUGUUCAUUUUCAUCUGGUUAUUGUUGUUGAAAUCCGAUCUGAUAUCAUUUUCUUAAAUUUCGUCUUUCCUCCGCAGGCCAAAGACAAAGAGGAGCGUCUGUUGAAGCGGCAGCAGAACCGUGAGCGUAUGGAGGAGAAACGCAGACUGAGAGCAGCCCAGAACGAGGAACAGGAUCGGAAGAAACUGGCGGAUCAGAGACCCCGAGCUAAAGAGGCUCGAAAAGAGAAGAAGGUCCUGGAGAAGAAAGUGGCUCUGAGCAGACAGAGAAAGAGAGACUCCAGGUUAGUGGGGCAAAUUUUGGUAAAACCAGUAACGAGUUCCCUAAAGCUUGCAGUUUUCAGAAAACUCCAUAUGAUGCAUAAACAGAACAGAUGGUAAGACACUUCUCACUAA
This is a messenger RNA of Cyprinus carpio (common carp), 432 nucleotides long. Its product is annotated as biorientation of chromosomes in cell division protein 1-like 1. The transcript is spliced from 2 exons. NCBI's taxonomy places the organism in Eukaryota, Metazoa, Chordata, Actinopteri, Cypriniformes, Cyprinidae. The record is from RefSeq and is a predicted model, not a curated record. The coding region runs from base 16 to 417 and encodes 133 amino acids.